CAGUAGCACCUUGAUGUUAUAGCAAACCUGAUCCUUUACUGAGUCAUGCACUAAUCAAACCACAAGGACUUUGAAUAAGACGCAGUGAGCGCAAUGGGUCGCGGGGCGUUGGUUUGGUGCGCAGGCGUUGGAGGAGUUUGGUGCUCCAUAAUAGCCACGGCUUUACUGCUGGCUGCCCUGGUCUCUCCUUACUGGGCAGUCACGACUGAACCCAUUCUCCUUGAUGACCCUCAUCCUUACUACCCAGACAUGUCAUUUCGCUUGAAUCACCAUGCCUUUACGUUUGACAACCAAAAGCUUCACCAACACCAACCUCUUCGUAGCCACGGUUUCCUUUUCCACCCAGAGACAUAUCCAGUCAAUCAGCAAAUGUAUCGGCCAUUGGACGCCUAUUCCAUGACAACUUUACCGUCACAACAGCAACUGGAAUCGUCCAAUCGUGACGCGAAUAGUUACUUCUCGGCCGGUGAAAAGGCGGACAUUGAGGACCAACACCAAAAUUUUAAUUAUAAAGAAGAUUACCUGCAAAAAUUCUCAUCUAGAAGUGAACAAUUUCCAGGUUAUACUAAUCAAGGAGUUUUUCUACAAUCAAGCCGCCGCCAGUUGUCAAGGGUGAAAAAACAAGUGGGAACACGAGAAGAUCAUAUAAACCAAGAAUCACUUGACCAAAACGAAAGUGCGAGAACAAAAUCUUAUGUAGUUGUAGAAGAUAAUAGUGACAUUGUUUACAAAGGUGUCAACAUAACAGAGUGGAUAAAUCCGUUCACCCGUCUGAACCGACACAAGUCGACAGAUCUUAACUUCAGUCACCGAAACUUAACGAAAUUUGCGGCAUGGGCUCCGGCAGUCGACGGUGCCGCUGCAGCGAGCUCUUAUUCCAGCAAUCCGUCUUUUACCACAAAUAUAAAUUUAAAACAUAAUUUGGAAUAUGAGUUUCCACUUCCCGAGCCCGGCAGGUCAAUUCCUUUGAAGCGUCUAGAUGAAAACCUGUCUCCGAUUUUCCACCAACGAUUAAACGCCCAGUUGCAAAACAAAGAACUCAUCAACAAUGCUGAUGAAAAGACUUCAAAUACUCACGAUUCGACCCUGAGCCAAGACCCUGAGAGAUAUACGACUCAUGGACCACACUUCUACCAACCUGAAACUCGGGUUCGUUUUAGGCAUAAGACUCAGCGACCUGAAUUGUGGGACCGAUAUCGAGAUGGAAACUCAAGACUUGAAUCUCAAGGCCCAGUGAACACAGAUACGCAAGACCAAAAGCUCCGCUAUACUGGCAGUUAUAUUGAGAGCAAUUCUGACAGCAAUAUUGGCAGCAACGCUGGCAGAAAUACCGGUAGCCACACCGGCAGGGUGCAAUCAGCGGAGCUUUACCAGGACGAUUACGAUUCAGGCGAGCGGCCUCGCAACGACCACAAGGUGUCGACGGUGGCCUUCAUGCUCGGCCUUUGGAGUGUCUGCCCGACCCUCAACGUCUCUUCUAUCAACAUUAUGCUGCUGACACCGCGCUGUGCCAGCGUCAGCUACGUAACGUCGCGUGUCAGCGAGAGGGACUGGGGUUUGCCUGGCCCCACUCCCCUCACCCUCACCGUCGUCGCUAGGAUCAGAAUCAGUACGCCGUUCCUGCUGACAUCGUGUGCGCUGUUGGUGUCAGGAACGGUGCUGGCGGUGGUGGGCCGCUGCUGCCAGCGUCAGGCCGCCCUCCUGGCAACGCUCCUCUUCACCCUUGCCGGUCUGAGCACCGGCGUGGCGGUGGUUUGGUUCCUGUCGGUGAUUACUGAGGAGUUCGUGGCAACGGCGCGUCAAGGCACCGCCUGGUCCAGCCACUACUCUUUCAGGUACGGCUGGUCGCUGCUCAGCGCUGCCGCCUCAGCAGGAGCAUCAUUCUUGGCCGCCCUCUUCACUGGACACGCUCACAUGGCCAAUUUCGCACCUUGGCAUCAAGAAAAACUUUCCGGAAGCGGAGACGAACAAAGCACUGGAAGAACCAUGAUGAUGAAGUGUCGAAGUGAAAGUCACAUAGGGAGCGGGCGGUCGUUUACUUCGGACACGAUUCGCACCUACCUUACGAACGAUUCUAGGAGACAGCUUCGUAGUCAGUCGUCUUCUCAAGGCUGCUUCAUCGGUACCACGUCGUCACAGAGUUUCAAUGAUUCGUCGUCUCUUGUUGACCUCACCAAGCCUAGCAGCAACGACACAAUUAACGAGCAAGACAUUCAAGACAAUGCGAUCGAAGUCGCACCUCCGUCACUUCACUGCUCGCGACACGAAACGCCAGCCAGAAGCUCACAAUUCCCUUCCGCGGGCACCAUUCCUCUCUGCCCAGAGUACGUCAACGCAGAGGAGUUUCAAGUCACCAGCGCGGACACAUCUGAUAUCGAUACUGACCACAACACAGUGUAUCAAAAUACCAUUGAAGCACUCCAGCGACAAACAUCCUUACAGGUUUCUUCACAUCGUGACACAAGUUCUGAUAACCAAGUAGAUGGAUCCUUAACCCUCGCCAACGAUCCUUCCAAUUAUUCUGACUUCAAUUCGACUAAUUCUUCUCCACCUGUCGAUGAUGGUGACAAUCUUCCAUCCCCUCCCGCCGUUGCUUCCACGUCUAUGUUCGUAUCGAGGACGCUCCCCCGACGAUUAUUUUCCAACAGUCCCGGGCUUCCUAUGACCAACUCGUUCAACGAGCAACACCUCAAUCAUGACGACCAGGAUAACGGAUCUCUGGAGAGUUCCUUCACUGAAGUUGAACCUCCAGAUCUUUUCAACUCGAAAAAGAAGCCCGACAGGAUGAAUUUCAGCAAUACGUUGCCACAUGGAGGCAAACAUGUCGCGGUCUACAGUAAGAGAGGCAACGUGAGGGCAGCCACCCUGACCGACGGAUCAGCAUAUCAUUUAACACAUGUUUAGACUUACUUCUCCCAGUCUCUUUGUGCGCCUAUGUGGAGCUGGUAGCCAUUCAUUAUCUCGUAUUUAUGUAUCAAUGUAUUUUUACAAUUAUUUGAAAGUGAUGAUAAUAAGUGAAUGCAAGUUUUUGUAAUUUUUAUUAAAUGAGAGCAUCAUCUUCAGUUGUCCAUAUGUGAAUAGAGAAUAAAUUCAAAUCGUAAUUAUUAGUUCACACUUUCAUAUUUUAGUAAUGUGAACCAUACUAUACAGCAUAAUAUUUGGUCGUACUACAACCUAGAACAAUCUGAGUUCCUCAAAAUUCAAUAAAUCAGUUCCUAUUCAAACAAUUUCAAAUUUGUUUGAAUUUAGAUUUAAAACCAAUAAUAUAUCAGCUUAGACCAUUUAACCUUAGAAAAAAAAACAAUAAUAAGAAUGGUAAACUGUAAGCUUGUAUAUUAUUCCUGUGCCUGUUUCUCUCGCGUGAAGAAAAU
Hyalella azteca is the source of this 3371-nucleotide messenger RNA. RefSeq lists its product as uncharacterized. The record is from RefSeq and is a predicted model, not a curated record. Gene Ontology annotation, cellular component: postsynaptic density membrane; AMPA glutamate receptor complex. The transcript has 4 exons. Bases 94 to 2904 code for a protein of 936 amino acids. Lineage: Eukaryota; Metazoa; Arthropoda; Malacostraca; Amphipoda; Hyalellidae. Gene Ontology annotation, biological process: regulation of AMPA receptor activity; postsynaptic neurotransmitter receptor diffusion trapping; neurotransmitter receptor internalization. Gene Ontology annotation, molecular function: voltage-gated calcium channel activity; channel regulator activity.